AUGGCAAUCGAUGGAUCAAACAGAGAAGAUCUAGCCUACUUCAAGACUUCUUGGGCCAAGGACAUCAUCAACGAAUGCAUGUCAAAAAAUGGCUAUAUUCUCAAGUCAAACGAAACGAGGACCGUCAAGAGUGACGGAGAGGAUUCGCUGUUUGGCGGUACCUUGCGGUCACCGAGCACCAUCUCUCGCGCUUUGGCGCUGUGCAAACCCGCACCAGCCGCAACAGUGCAAGCGUCAGCGAAUGCGGCAGCCCUGGCAGCAAGUGGUGCUGGAGCAGUAACAGAUCCCGGCGAGCAAGAUUUCGGCGAGACGCUCUUCUUCCUGUCUCUUGGCAAUGGCUUGAAUGGUCAUCCUGAUAUCCUGCAUGGCGGUAUCACAGCGGUGAUUGCAGAUGAGACGCUCGGCAAUGCUUCAUCCUUUGUUGAGGGUCACAGCACCUUCACAGCAUGGUUGCGAGUCGACUACAAGAGUCCACUGCCCACUCCGAGUGAUAUCAUGGUACGAGCCAAGAUGUACAAAGAAAUCGGCCGGAAACGAUGGCUCAGAGCAUCCAUUGAAGGACCACAAGGAAAAGUCUAUGCCACUGCCGAAGGCUUGUUCAUCAAGACUGCCGGGAGCAAAGCCAAGUUGUAAAUGCUUGCUAUGGAAUGCUAAGCUGAAAAGAUGCGAGAGUAUAGAAGUUCGUGGCGACCCUGAUAGACAUCGAGCAUGGCAAAGGUCUGGACACAGUCAUCAGUAGACAUUGCUUCGCUCAACUUGGCUGCAUGUGUCAAUGCUUCUCGCAU
Protomyces lactucae-debilis is the source of this 785-nucleotide messenger RNA. RefSeq names its product HotDog domain-containing protein. The record is from RefSeq and is a predicted model, not a curated record. Bases 1 to 633 code for a protein of 210 amino acids. The transcript has a single exon. NCBI's taxonomy places the organism in Eukaryota, Fungi, Ascomycota, Taphrinomycetes, Taphrinales, Protomycetaceae.